AUGACCGUCCAUACUGAGCAUUUGAUCUACAAGAAGCCUUACGUGCUUCAAUUGAAUCAUUUGAAGGAGGUGAAGCUACCAGAAGCCAGCGCCGCGAAAAUGUUGUCCCUUUUAAAGGCUUUGGCAAACAUCCACGUUGUUCUUGGUAUCAUCAUGAUCGUUUUAAGCGCACUCGCAGAUUAUGCGAGUAGUCGAAUCAAAACGCUUCGAUUGCACGGCCUUGAGGAAAUUUGCUCAUUCUACUUUGUUCUUUUCGGAAUCGUCGGAAUCAUGGGAAGCGCUUCAUAUCGUCGAAGUCUUGUUGUGGCUUAUCUAGUGAUGAGCAUUCAUGCCGUUGUAAUUUUUGUACCCGCAAUUAUAAUUGCCUCGAGUUUUGACAUUCACUUCUAUCAGCAUGAAUGUUGGGGUUAUUGCGACUUUCAUCUUCUGACGUUCUCCUCGAACAGUCAAUGCCAGAUUAACUGCGGCUCGAAGGUGGAUCCAAGCAUGAGAAGAAACAUGACUCGACUGGGUACUGAUGUUCGACUUGACGCUGGCAUGAUUGCGGCAGCGAGCAUCGAAUUUAUUUUAGCCAUUGUGACCUGCAUUGUGGCAGCGCGGACAUUACUCGCCCCACUAAAAGAUUCUCAAGAGCUUGAUAACAAUGAGCAAAACGUCGAAAUGCAGCCGCUUAACCAAGAGCCAAUGACAAAUGGAUCAGUCUAG
Molecule: messenger RNA, 705 nt
Organism: Caenorhabditis bovis
Lineage: Eukaryota; Metazoa; Nematoda; Chromadorea; Rhabditida; Rhabditidae
Source: the annotation of a GenBank genome assembly